AUGCCGCGGGGGCGGGGGGCGAUCUCCCUGGGCCAGUGCCCGCCCUGGGCAGCCCCCACUGCCCCCCGCAGGGGUCCCGGGGUCAAGAGCCUGGUGGGAGAGGCAAUUUUGAAGGGCUCCCCGGCGCAGGAAGGCAGCGGAGAGGAAAAGGGCCGGAGAUGCCCCCGCAGGAAGGGCUCCAAAGCCAGCCCAGGGUGCUCUGAGGAGGAAAGAGCUAGCGUGUGCCGGGAAGGUGACCGGAGCUUGAGCCGGAGCUGCAAACUGGUGGUCCCUGAGCAACCUCCCAGCAGGGAAAAGUCCUUCAGGUGCUUGGAAUGUGGGAAGAGCUUCAGCAAGAGCACCAACCUCCUCAGGCACCAGCACAUCCACACUGGGGAACGGCCCUACACAUGUGGGGAGUGUGGGAAGAGCUUCAGGCAGAGCUCCACUCUCUGCACCCACCGUCGCAUCCACACUGGGGAAAGGCCCUACAAGUGCUUGCAAUGUGGGAAGAGCUUCAGCACGAGCACUAACCUCUUUAAGCACCAGCACAUCCACACUGGGGAAUGGCCCUAUAAGUGCUUGGAAUGUGGGAAGAGCUUCAGCAAGAGCACCAGCCUCCUCAGGCACCAGCACAUCCACCCUGGGGAAAAACCCUACAUGUGUAGGGAAUGUGGGAAGAGCUUCAGUCGGAGCUCCCACCUGCUCCGACACCAGGUGAUCCACACUGGGGAAAAGCCCUACACAUGUGGUAAAUGUGGGAACAGCUUCAGCCAGAAGUCCUGCCUGAUCCGCCACCAGAUCAUCCACACUGGAGAACAACCUUACACAUGUGGGGAAUGUGGGAAGAGCUUCAACCGGAGAUUCAACCUCCGCACCCACCUGGGCCUGCACUCCAGGGAACGGCCCUACAAGUGCUUGGAAUGUGGGAAGAGCUUCAGCCAGAGCUCCCACCUGAUCCACCACCAGAAGAUCCACAGUGGGAAACGGCCCUACAAGUGCCCCAAGUGUGGGAAGAGGUUUAGGACCAGCUCCCAUCUCCUCAUGCAUGAGCAGACACACACGGGGGAGAGGCCCUUCCGCUGCAGCGACUGCAGGAAGGGCUUCAAACGCAACUCCCACCUCAUCAUCCACCGUCGCAUCCACACUGGGGAGAGGCCCUACAAGUGCGAGGAGUGUGGGAAGGGCUUCACCCACAGCUCUGCCUUGACCUCCCACCAACGGACCCACCAGUAAUGGAAGCCCUAUGUGUGGCCCCAACUGCGGGAAGAGCUUCGGCCGCUGCUCCAACUCCAGCAGCCAUGAGAGGAACGGC
Corapipo altera (White-ruffed manakin) is the source of this 1294-nucleotide messenger RNA. Its product is annotated as zinc finger protein 501-like. The transcript has 2 exons. NCBI's taxonomy places the organism in Eukaryota, Metazoa, Chordata, Aves, Passeriformes, Pipridae. Gene Ontology annotation, cellular component: nucleus. The record is from RefSeq and is a predicted model, not a curated record. The coding region runs from base 1 to 1215 and encodes 404 amino acids.